Molecule: messenger RNA, 790 nt
Organism: Trifolium pratense (red clover)
Lineage: Eukaryota; Viridiplantae; Streptophyta; Magnoliopsida; Fabales; Fabaceae
Exons: 1
Coding region: 8-790 (260 amino acids)
Source: RefSeq, a predicted model, not a curated record
GAUAAUCAUGGCUGGAGGAGGAAACACCGUCAAGGAGAUGACUAAAAGUUUCGGAAAAUUGGACAAGUUUCAAGGACAAGACUUCAGGCGUUGGCAGAAGAAGAUGCAUUUCAUGUUGACAACGUUGAAGGUGGUGCACGUCCUGUCUACACCGAUUCCAGAAAUUGGGGAGGAUGACACGGUUGAAAAUCUGAGACACCGAUCAAAGUGGGAGAACGACGAUUACAUAUGCAGAGGGCACAUUCUUAACGGUAUGUCUGAUCCCUUAUUUGAUAUUUACCAAAACGUGGAAUCUGCAAAGGAAUUGUGGGAUUGUCUCGAAGCCAAGUACAUGGCAGAGGACUCAUCCAGUAAAAAGUUCCUGGUGACCGAUUUCAACAAUUACAAAAUGGUUGAAUCGAGGUCUGUCAUGGAACAAUUCAAUGAACUCCUCCGAAUCCUUGGACAGUUCACACAACAUGGAUUGAAGAUGGAUGAAACAAUAUCUGUCUCAAGCAUCAUAGAUAAGUUGCCUCCUUCAUGGAAGGAUUUCAAACACAAUCUGAAACAUGGAAAAGACGAACUGUCUUUAAUCCAACUUGGAAGUCACUUGCGCAUAGAGGAAUCUCUACGAGCGCAUGAGGAUAACAAAGGAAAAGGCAAAGAAAUUGCUGGACCCUCGGUUAAUAUGAUCGAAGAGGGUGGUAAGAACGAUAACAACAAAAACAAAGGAAAGAAGCGUGCUUUCAAUAACAAAAAGGGCAAUUUCGGUGUUAACAAGAAACCGAAACUAGAAUGCUGGAAGUGCUGA